Mus pahari (shrew mouse) is the source of this 2392-nucleotide messenger RNA. RefSeq names its product family with sequence similarity 43 member A (gene Fam43a). The coding region runs from base 888 to 2165 and encodes 425 amino acids. The transcript has a single exon. The record is from RefSeq and is a predicted model, not a curated record. Lineage: Eukaryota; Metazoa; Chordata; Mammalia; Rodentia; Muridae.
AGCAAGUCGGCUACCACGCGCACGACUACAGAGGGCGCGCUGCAGAUCGCCGAGAACCCCGAAGCGGAGCCGGACACCCCCGGAGGGAAGCAAUGAGGUAGCGGCAGUCCCCGGAGCGGACGAUGUGCGCGUCCUGCCCUCGGAACCCCGCGCUACCUUGGCCGAGACGGCCGAGCGCGAGUCCCCGGCGUCCUCUCGGAGCGAGGAUGCAGUGAGCUGCGGGACCGUUGUGCUUGGCCCGCCGCGGCCAGCCAGACCUCUCGGACCACACUUGGGCAAGCUGCUUAUUCAGGGACCAGCCCAGCCGAGGGGCUCGCCCUCUCCUGCACCCACUGAGGGUGGGGAGCACCGACCCCUGGGCGCACUGCUGUAGUUUCCGCGGCUCCUGGCCCUGGCCCAAGACUUGUGUGUGUGUCACGUUCGCUGAAGAAGAGUUCCAGCUUAUUCUCUCACCAUCCCGGUUGCUUUGGCCGAGCCGCCCACCUCUAUUUAUUUGCACGCACUCAUUUGGCCUUCUUCUAAAAUAUUUUCCGCUCCGCUCUUAUUUUGUUGCUUGCCUGAGACUUUUGUCCUGGUUCUCCUCAUCUAGGCUUCUGUACUCUCUCUCUCUCUCUCUCUCUCUCUCUCUCUCUCUCUCUCUCUCUCCUGAUCUCUCUCGGCUGAUUUUUUUUUUCUCUCUCUCUAAGAUUCUACCCCAGCCCCUGCGGGGUUCCCAAGCACUAUCUGGCCUCCUCUGCCUCCAUCUCCCUGUCCCGGAGGUCCUCCCAGCUCGAGUUUUAUUUUUCGAGCUUGCCCGGGCCAAGCGUAGCCUGGGUUGGUGGCCCUGCGGGGCUCUCACCCCGCGCUCGGGCACCGCCGCCCCAGCCACUCUCGGGCGUCCUCCGGAGAUGCUGCCGUGGAAGAAGCACAAGUUCGAGCUGCUGGCCGAGGCGCCGCCGCGGCAGGCGUCCAAGCCUAAGGGCUACGCUGUGAGCCUGCACUACUCCGCGCUCAGCUCCUUGGCGAGAGCCUGCCCGGAAGGCGCGCUCAGCCGGGUGGGCAGCAUGUUCCGCUCCAAGCGCAAGAAGCUGCACAUCACCAGCGAGGACCCCACUUACACUGUGCUCUACCUGGGGAAUGCCACCACCAUCCAGGCGCGCGGGGACGGUUGCACUGACCUAGCGGUGGGCAAGAUCUGGAGCAAGAGUGAGGCCGGCCGUCAAGGGACUAAGAUGAAGCUGACCGUGAGUGCGCAAGGCAUCCGCAUGGUGCAUGCCGAGGAGCGAGCGCUGCGACGUCCCGGCCACCUCUACCUGCUGCACCGCGUCACCUACUGUGUGGCAGACGCGCGGCUGCCCAAAGUCUUCGCCUGGGUGUACCGACAUGAGCUGAAGCACAAGGCGGUAAUGCUACGCUGCCACGCCGUGCUGGUGUCCAAGCCGGAGAAGGCUCAGGCCAUGGCCCUGCUGCUCUACCAGACGUCAGCCAACGCUCUGGCAGAGUUUAAACGUCUCAAGCGGCGGGAUGAUGCGCGUCACCAGCAGCAGGAGUUGGUGGGCGCACACACCAUCCCACUAGUGCCGCUGCGCAAGCUGCUCUUGCACGGACCUUGCUGCUACAAGCCGCCAGUGGAGCGCAGCCGCAGCGCUCCCAAGCUGGGCUCCAUCACCGAGGACCUGCUUGGGGAACAGCAGGAAGAGGAGCUGCAGGAGGAAGAAGAGGAGCAACUGGAGGGCUGCCUGGAGGAGGAGGAGGAGGAAGAGGACGGCGUGGGGGAUGGGGAUCCAGCAGAGGAAGAGGCUGAGGCGCAGAGGGCGCUGGUGGUGGCCAUGCAGUUGGAAUGUGAGGACUUGCUGGACCCGCUGGAAAAUGGCCACGAGGAGGCGUUGGGAGACGGCGGGGUCUCGCUGGGACCCAGCUCGGGGACAUCACUUCCUCUGUCAGUCUGUGCCUCAGACAUGAAGGCCCAACUGUCACAGCUUAUUAGUGACCUGGGCGACCUUAGCUUUGGCAAUGACGUGAGCACCCUGGAGUCCGAUUUAAGGGUGACACGCCUGCUGUCGGGCGAGAGCACAGGCAGCGAGAGCUCCAUCGAGGGUGGAGGCCUGGAUGCCACCCCUGCCAGCCCUGGCAAGCCAUCGGGCCCCGCUGACUGCACCAACCUAGAUGAGCCCUACUCGGGCUAAGCUGCCAGAAGACUCCUCCGUGCGCCCCCCCCCAACAUACACACAGUGGCUCCCCAACAGUAGUUCUAUCCCCCCUAACCUCUCCAGGAAAGGGAAAUGAUAUACUUGAAGCCCAGACCUGACUUUGGAGUUUUCUGGGGACGCUAGUCUCUCCCGCUAGUUGCCCCAGAGCUUUUGCUCUGAGGUGGCUCAGGUUGUGAGCAGGGGGGUGGGGGGCAGGGAGGGCG